AAACUCCAGAGCAGGACGAGCGAUCAUGCCAAGUCAGACCUGAACAAGGCUUCCAGUGUGCCCUCUGCACACCUACGAAAGUUUUUGCAAAAGUGAACCAUGGAAAACUCGGGCAGGCCUUACCGGGCGCGCCAAGGCGGCAGGGAUAGGGGAGCAGGAACGGAGAGGGCAGAAAGCUGGAGGACCCAGGACCAGGGUCGAGGACAGAGCUACAGAUCGGAGGGAGGUCAGCAGGGCAAGAACCAAGGCGGGCCCUACCGUGCCAGUCCUAAGAAGGGAGGGCUGGGGCCCAUGAGCUACUCCCCCGGUGGAUUCAGAGGUGGUCACAGCCCCUCGCAGAAGGAUGACCCCCGAUGGUUCUCAGGUCCUGAGAACAGUGGCGGGCCUCGAGACGAUACCUGGAGAGAGCGCCCGCAGCAGCACUGGAGGAGGAGUGCACCGGGAGACGGUCCGAAUGAGGACAGGGAGCAGGGGGGGAGAGAGGAAACUGACGGUAAUGCUCAUAAGUCAGGGAGAAGACGGAGAAACCGAAACAAGAAUAGAGCUUAUGCCGAGGAGAACAGGGGUCCAUUGAUCGAAGAGUCCACACUCUCAGCCAAAGAGCUGCAAAACCUACGGCAAGCAGAGCGGCGGCUUAACAGAGACGAGAUCUUCAGCCUGAAGAAGAGGUCCCACAGCAACCCCGCUGCCCUUUACACUUGCGCUCUGUGCGACGUCCUGCUGGAGUCUGUGACCGAUGCUUACAGACACAUCCGAGACAAACGACACAAGAAGAGGGCCAGGGAGAGGCAAGAGCAGGUGAUGCUGACUGAGAUCCAGCCUCCCGGCCCGGAGCAGACCGCCGCGGUUAGCGCUGCUCUAGAGGCCGUCGCCCGGGAACACGGGAUGAGUGACCAGGAUGUGGAGACAAGACAAUGCGUUGUCUCGAUGAUGCAAGACCUCCUUCUGUCCGUCCUGCCUGAAAUCAGGCUCAGGCUUUAUGGAUCAUCUUGCACUAAGUUUGGAUUUAAGGAUUCUGACGUCAACAUUGAUAUUCUGUAUCCACCUCACAUGCAUCAGCCAGACGUCUUGGUGUUGGUCAAGGAGAGCCUCUCCGUGAGCCCUGUUUUUGUCGAAAUGGAAGCUGAUUUCCAUGCCAGGGUUCCGGUGGUCAUCUGCAAAGAGAAACAGAGCGGCCUGGUGUGCAAAGUGAGCGCCGGGAAUGAAAAUGCGUUCCAGACCACCUCCUAUCUCUCUGCUCUGUCCAGUCAGGAGCCUCUUCUCCUCCCGCUGGUUUUGGCUCUCAGACACUGGGCUCGGCUCAGCAAGAUCGACCGCGCAGAGGAAGGCGGGCUGCCGCAGUAUGUCUUCGCCCUGAUGGUCAUCUUCUUCUUACAGCAGCGCAAAGAGUCCCUCUUGCCUGCCUACCUGAAACAAGAGAUUAAGCUGUUUUCACUCAGCAGGCUGUCAGACUUCAAUCUCACACAUACAGAGGACGGACACGUACACUGGGCCUACACCCCUCCCUCCAAAGAACAGCCAGCAGAGGGCUCCUGUAUAAAGGGAAAGGUUCCUCUGGUGUUUCAGAGCCCUCACCUGCCUGUGGAAGUUGGGCUCCUCUGGGUGGAGAUGCUCCGCUUCUACGCGCUGGAAUUCAACUUGGCUGACAACGUCAUCAGUGUACGGACCACUGCCGUCCUCUCCCGGGAGAUGAAGGACUGGCCAAAGAAACGCAUUGCUGUGGAGGACCCAUUCGCUGUGAAGAGAAAUGUGGCCCGCACCCUGAACAGCCAGCAAAUGUACGAGUACAUCCUCCACUGUCUCAAAACCACAUACAAGUACUUUGCACUGCCACUCAACUCGCCAGCCGCCGGUCACAAGACCAAGGCACAGCGCGGACCUGUCCAAGGGGCGAACGCCGAGGCUCCCAACGAAGAGAUCGCCUCCUCGUUAAGUCAACUCAGUGUCCAGUCACAGCGUGGAGGCCAACCUAAAGCUGUCGAAAACGGUCCUGAAGACUCUGAUUGCAUUAUCGAGGAAGAGGAGGAAGUCGAAGAGUACAGCGACUCGGACGAGGAGCGAGAGAAGGAAAAAGCGGACCCAGGCAAGAGCAGCCUCUCCGAGGAUGAGGAGGACGAGGACGUCGACGGGCACAACAGGCAACACCUGGACAGCUUGACCACGGAGGAUGAUGACAUUUUCCUGGUGGAUGAGAUCUCCGGGGAGGAGCUCCUGUCUGACGAGGAGGGUCCAGAUUUUGACACACCUGGUUCGAUGGAUGAGGAGGUGGAUGGGGAGGAGGUGGAGUUGGCACCUGUGAGUCUCUCGCCUUCACAUUUAGAGGAUACAAUUAAGGACAAGAGCCCAGAAAAUAAAAACCAACAGAAGACACGGUCUUAUGAGUUCACGAGUAAAGCUUUCACCAGAGGAAAGUCACACAUGGUCGUGUGCAGCUUGUGCAAGCGAGAUGGCCAUCUGAAGAAAGACUGUCCGGAGGAUUUCAAGAAAGUGCAGCUGGACCCUUUGCCCCCGAUAACGCCAGACUUCCUCUCUGUCCUCGACAAAGUCUGUGAGCAGUGCUACACUGACUUUGCCCCAGAUGAACUGGAAGUGGGUGUAAGAGAGCACAUCCUUCAAGACCUGGAGGUCUUCGUCAGACGACAGUUUGCUGGAGCUCAGCUGCAGCUGUUUGGAUCAUCCAAAAAUGGCUUUGGGUUCAGACAGAGUGACCUAGACAUCUGCAUGGUGCUGGAGGGGCAGGAGACCAUGGAAGAUGUUGACUGCAUCAGCAUCAUUGAAAGUUUGGCGAGAAUGCUGAGGAAACACCCAGGUCUGAAGAACAUCCUGCCCAUCACUACAGCAAAAGUACCGAUUGUGAAGUUCUACCACGUUCGCACCGGCCUGGAGGGAGACAUUAGCCUCUACAACACUCUGGCCCUGCACAACACACAUCUGCUCGCUUUGUACGCCACCAUUGACAGGAGAGUGAAGAUCCUCUGUUACGUCAUGAAGGUUUUUGCCAAGAUGUGUGACAUUGGGGACGCUUCCCGUGGCAGCCUCUCGUCCUAUGCCUACACCCUCAUGGUGCUGUUCUUUCUCCAGCAGAGAGACCCACCAGUUAUCCCUGUGCUGCAAGAGAUUUACGAUGGAAAGAAGAAGCCCGAGGUGCUAGUUGAUGGCUGGAAUGUGUACUUCUUUGACGAUUUAAAAGCACUUCCCAGUCGCUGGCCACAGUACGGGAAGAACAAGGAGACGGUGGGGGAGCUGUGGCUCGGCCUGCUCCGCUUUUACACCGAGGACUUUGACUUCAGAGAGCAUGUCAUCUGUCUCCGUCAGCACGGCCGCCUCACCACCUUCAACAAGCAGUGGACGUCCAAAUACAUUGUCAUUGAAGAUCCAUUCGACCUGAAUCAUAAUCUCGGUGCUGGUCUGUCCAGGAAAAUGACUAACUUCAUCAUGAAGGCUUUCAUCAACGGCAGGACAGUGUUUGGCUCACCAGUCAAAGCCUUUCCUCCCGCGUACCCCUCUCAGAUGGAGUAUUUCUUUGAUCCUGAAGUCCUCACCGAGGGAGAGGUGGCUCCUAAUGACCGCUGCUGCCGCAUCUGUGGCAAGAUCGGCCACUUCAUGAAAGACUGCCCCAUGCGUAAGAAGUCCAGACACAGAAGGGACUCUGAGAAGAGGCCGGAGCAUCUGCGAGAGACGGCAGAGGACGGCAGGGACCAGGGCAGACACAGGAGCGAGCACUGGAGGAAAAGGGAGUCAAUGGAGGUGCGCUGCUGCUUCCUUUGUGGAUCAAGUACCCACAUCAAGAGGGACUGUCAGCUGUACAGAAGCCCUGCAGGUAACAUGAGAAUGGACGGCUUCGCUUCCACCUCUUCAGCUCACGUUAGGAAUUUGAGAGAAAAAGAGCGACAGGGUUCACCUAUACGAGAAGAGAAGAAGAGAAAGCCACAAAAUGUGAUAUUAAGUCCACAAGCAGGGAGUUUGGCCAGCCGAAACGUGGGUCGCUCUGGUCACAGGAAGAGCCCGGUGGAAUGAGCAGCGGCAGCCGGGGAUACACAAACCACGUGGUUCUACUCUUGUCCAGGCAGACAGCGACCCAAAGUCCAGAAACCAUUGAGUCUGAAUGGGACUGUUGGGCCAAUGGGAGCCUGUUAAAAGCCAAAGCCAGGACGCCUUGACUUGAAGCCAAAUAGGGCCUUUUUAUGUGUGUGUGUUUCUCCUUCCCCCCCCUUUAAAGCUCUCCUCCUCAGAGGAGCUUUUUAAAGCUUUCAUUUUAACAAAAUAAGCCAUUUUGCAUGCACCUCAUGUCUUUGUUUACCUACACUGCCAGUCAAGUUUUCUUUUUAUACGUUUCAAACAAUGGCAUCACAGAUUCAGUGUGAAAUCUCUUAAAUUAGAAAAUGUAAGUAAUCGAGGAGUGUCUUUCACGUGAGAGUCAGUCUUUUGCAGACGACAAACUAUAUUUGUAUGGUAUAGUCUGUUCUCUGGACCAUCUGAAAUUAAACCAAGAAGCCACUUAUUGGUUCACACUUUUAAGGAUCAAUUUUCCUGUUAUGUUCCCUUUAGUGUUAACAAAAAAAAGACCAUAGAAGUUGUUCAUAAACAUUUGAAUGGCAGUGUACUCAAUGGCCCAGAUCUUUUUUUUUUUUAAACAAAUUUAUUUUUAAUCCAGUUUUAUUUGUCCUCCGCACUGACGUCCGUCUGUCUUCAGCAUCGAGAGCAGCUCUUCCAACAGUAUGUCUCUGUUAGAGAAACACCACCAUGUAGAUAUAUUUUUAUUUUCAGGAUCGUAGUUUUAUGUUUUUGAACCCCCCCCCCCCCCCCCCCUUUCAUAGAUAACAUGCCCUUCAACUGCCUGUUUGUGAACAGAAGAGCAGUGAAACCGUACUUCCUCUGCUAACCCGUAUGUGUCUCCACACACGCUAGGAAGUGUUCUGCCUUUAGUGGGAGAACAUAUAGUUGAUAGUUUGAUAAGAGAGUUUCAUGCUUACUCCGUGGUAAGGCUUUUUAAAAAAAAAAAAAAAAAAAAAAAAAAAAAAAAAACACACAACAAUUUACUGGUCCAGCUGACGGUGUACUCCACUGCAAACACUGUGCUCACUUACUCCUAAACUAGAGGUCAUCUCAGUUUGUUCGGUGAAGAGAUAAAUGUAUUUAUUUGCCACAAAAGGCUUCAUUUUGUUGUAAUGGUGCCACAGAUUGGUAGCUGCACUGUGCGAGGGCAAACGCUCUUCGAUUAUGACGCUGCUAGUUAACGUCUCAAUGACCUGCUUCUCAUUCAACCGCGAAGAUGGACUGUGUGGCUUUUGUCGUCGCCCCAAUAUGGCUAACUUUUAUUCAAAGAAACGUGCCGUUGACCGUAUUGUAAUCAAAUUUCUCAUUUUAAAAGUUUCCUUGGUCAGACUCAAAUGGGAGGUUUAGUUUGUUAUUGAGGAACCCCUCCCCCCCUUUGCCAGGAGCAGUUGGCUUGCAAUCCACUUUGUGUCACAAAGAAUUCAUUAAAAAUAAAUCAAAUCCCAUUGUGCAAUAUUUCCUUGAACUUUUUUUUUUUUUUUCCCAAAACAUUGUGUUUAUUGAUAUCU
Anoplopoma fimbria (sablefish) is the source of this 5564-nucleotide messenger RNA. It is a transcript of the gene tut7, whose product is annotated as terminal uridylyl transferase 7. The record is from RefSeq and is a predicted model, not a curated record. NCBI's taxonomy places the organism in Eukaryota, Metazoa, Chordata, Actinopteri, Perciformes, Anoplopomatidae. The transcript is spliced from 29 exons. Bases 100 to 4017 code for a protein of 1305 amino acids. Gene Ontology annotation, molecular function: nucleic acid binding; RNA uridylyltransferase activity; zinc ion binding.